Messenger RNA from Drosophila erecta, 1289 nucleotides. It is a transcript of the gene Odc1, whose product is annotated as ornithine decarboxylase 1. The transcript is spliced from 6 exons. Gene Ontology annotation, cellular component: cytoplasm. Bases 52 to 1242 code for a protein of 396 amino acids. Gene Ontology annotation, molecular function: ornithine decarboxylase activity. Lineage: Eukaryota; Metazoa; Arthropoda; Insecta; Diptera; Drosophilidae. The record is from RefSeq and is a predicted model, not a curated record.
AGUGGGAUUAGCUGGGGCGUGAGCGCCCCAUUCAGUUGCGAUCUUCUCGAGAUGGCGGGCGGUUCUCCAGAAACGCAGAUCCAGUUCUACGAACGCGAGCUCAACAUCCGCCGGGUGAUCGAGGAGUGCGACCUGCAGCGCCUGGACCAGGCCCUCAACAUCUGCGACCUGUCCAGCGUGGAGCGCAAGCUGCGCCUCUGGCAGCGGCUCCUGCCCAGGAUCAAGCCCUUCUACGCCGUCAAGUGCAAUGAUGAUCCCGUGGUGGUCAGGCUGCUGGCCGAGCUGGGCGCCGGAUUCGACUGCGCCUCCAAAAACGAAGUCAAGCUGGUCUUGGGCUUCGAUGUCCCACCAGAGCGCAUCAUCUUCGCCAAUCCCUGUCGCCCUGUGAGCCAUCUGGAGUACGCCAAGGAGCACCAGGUGGCCAAUGGAACGGUGGACAAUGAGUUCGAGGUGUACAAGCUGCACACGCAUUAUCCCAACUCCAACCUGAUCGUGAGAUUCAAGAGCGAGGCCAAGGAGGCACAGUGCCCACUGGGUGACAAAUUUGGUUGUGAUGCGGAUGUGGAUGCCGCGGCCCUGAUGCUGCUGGCCAAAUCGUUGGACCUGAAGGUGACCGGCACCAGUUUCCACGUGGGCUCCGGGUGCAGCGAGCUGGAGGCCUACGAUCGGGCCAUCAAGAAGGCCAAGAACCUCUUCAAGUUCGGCGCCCUACUAGGCUAUGACAUGGACUUUCUGGACAUCGGCGGUGGCUUUCCCGGCAGCGAUGACGGAAAGUUUGAGAAGAUAGCGGAGAGUGUGAAUACCUCGGUGCAGCGUCAUUUUCCCAACGAACGCGUUCGAAUAAUCGCCGAACCAGGACGCUUCUUCGUGGCGGCAGCCUGCACCUUGGUUUGCAAGAUCCACGCCAAGCGGGAGAUCAGGAAUGAAGCUGGCAAGCUGGACACCGUGAUGUACUACCUGAAUGAUGGCGUCUAUGGCUCCUUCAACUGCAUUCUGUACGACCAUCAAGUGGUGACAGCAGAGCAUUAUCUGGACAAUGCGGAUUCUUUGCCCCAGUUAAAGUCCUUGAUUUGGGGGCCAAGUUGUGAUGCCCUGGAUAAGAUUUCGGAGGACCUGCACUUGCCCAACCUAAACCGAGGCGACCUUUUGGGAUUCCGCAAUAUGGGAGCCUAUACAAUGCCCAUUGCCAGUCCAUUUAAUGGAUUCGAAUUGCCUAAGACCCUGUAUUUCCGAGCGAUAUGACUAAAACACCUACUCAAACCAAUAAAAGCAACAUUUUGUGGACUUAA